ACGGCAACCAUGAAAUGGAUGUUCAAAGAGGAUCAUUCUCUGGAACAUCGAUGCAUAGAAUCAGCCAAAAUCCGCAACAAGUACCCUGACAGGGUCCCGGUCAUUGUGGAGAAAGUUUCCGGGUCCCAGAUCGUUGACAUUGACAAGAGGAAGUACCUGGUGCCCUCCGACAUCACAGUGGCUCAGUUCAUGUGGAUCAUCAGGAAACGCAUUCAACUGCCCUCAGAGAAGGCCAUCUUCUUGUUUGUAGACAAGACCGUGCCCCAGUCAAGCAUCACAAUGGGACAGCUGUAUGAAAAGGAGAAAGACGAAGAUGGCUUUUUAUACGUGGCAUACAGUGGCGAAAACACCUUUGGCUUGUAA
This is a messenger RNA of Nerophis lumbriciformis (worm pipefish), 363 nucleotides long. The record is from RefSeq and is a predicted model, not a curated record. Lineage: Eukaryota; Metazoa; Chordata; Actinopteri; Syngnathiformes; Syngnathidae.